Messenger RNA from Paramecium octaurelia, 195 nucleotides. The record is from the annotation of a GenBank genome assembly. Lineage: Eukaryota; Ciliophora; Oligohymenophorea; Peniculida; Parameciidae.
AUGGAUGCAACAUCGAUGAAAAGUUAAUAUAAAAAUAUAUUUGUUGCAUCUUAUAAAGCUACCUAAAAUACGUUAUCAGGCAUAGAUCAUGCUAAAUAUUGGCAGUUAAAAAGAAUUGAAAACAUUAGUGAAGUUGCAAAUUCUUGUAACUUGCUUUUCUCACAAAAAGUAAGAAUUUUUUUUAACUCAAAAUGA